Molecule: messenger RNA, 2026 nt
Organism: Medicago truncatula (barrel medic)
Lineage: Eukaryota; Viridiplantae; Streptophyta; Magnoliopsida; Fabales; Fabaceae
Product: putative nucleobase-ascorbate transporter 9
Exons: 11
Coding region: 266-1738 (490 amino acids)
Biological process (GO): transmembrane transport
Cellular component (GO): membrane
Molecular function (GO): transmembrane transporter activity
Source: RefSeq, a predicted model, not a curated record
UUGCAAAACAAAAGUAUGAAAUGGUGUUAUGUUUCAUGCAUAAUUACAAAAGUCCUCUUUUUUCAAGUUUUCAAAAAAGAAUAUUUCCAUAAUCAAUGCACGUAUGGUCUUUAAUUUCUAUAACAGUAACUGAAGAAACCAAAGUAAAUGGAAUUACUUGCUCAUUAUGGCAUUGUAAUUUGCAAUGAUUUAACCAACACAGUUUUUUCAAAAGAAACUAAACAGCAGUUUCCACUUGAUAGCAUUCCUUGUUUAUCUGCAACAUAUGGCUCAAAAUGAAGGUGGAGAUGGUGGAAAUGGAAAUAAUGCUGGUGGCGGCGGUGAUGGCGGCAACAACAACAAAAAAUCACAGUCCAAAGAUGCAAAACAAGAACAACUACCAGUAGCACACCCAGCUAAAGAGCAAUUACCUGGUGUUCAAUAUUGCAUAAAUAGUCCUCCACCUUGGCCUGAAGCACUUUUAUUAGGGUUCCAGCAUUACAUUUUGACUCUUGGCAUGACAGUUUUGAUUCCAACUAUAGUUGUUCCUCAAAUGGGUGGAAGCAAUUUGGAGAAGGCCAAGGUGAUUCAGAGUACGUUGUUUGUUUCUGGACUGAGCACGUUUCUUCAAUCUUUAUUCGGAACCCGAUUGCCAAGUGUAGUUGUUGGUUCAUACACUUACAUGAUACCAAUUAUGUCAGCUGUUCAAGCUAGCAGAUACAGUUCAUAUACAGAUCCUUAUGAGAGAUUCACUCAGACAAUUAGGGGAAUACAAGGUGCCUUGAUUAUAAGUGCAUGUUUCCAAAUGGUUAUGGGAUUCUUGGGAUUAUGGAGAAAUGCUGUCAGGUUCCUUAGCCCACUUUGUGUUGUCCCUUAUGUAACAUUCACUGGACUUGGUCUCUAUCAUCUUGGUUUUCCUAUGGUCAAGAAGCCUACAUUUGACCGAUUUGCAGUUCUGUUUACCAUUGCAAGUGCAUGGUUAUUUGCACAGCUUCUGACUUCGAGCACUCUAUAUAACAACAAGCCAGAAAGCACACAAAAUAGUUGCCGCACUGAUCGUGCUGGUCUUAUUAGUUCUGCUCCAUGGGUGUAUUUUCCUUACCCUUUCCAAUGGGGAAGUCCUACCUUCAACUAUGGGGAAACUUUUGCUAUGAUAACAGCUUCUUUUGUUUCUCUUUUUGAGUCUACUGGUACAUUUUAUGCUGCGGCUAGAUAUGGAAAAAACGCUGGACUAUUGGCAUUGACAAGAGUGGGAAGCCGAAGAGUCAUCCAAAUAUCAGCUGGUUUUAUGAUUUUCUUUUCUGUAUUUGGAAAAUUUGGAGCAUUUUUUGCUUCUAUACCUUUGCCAAUCAUGGCAGCAUUAUACUGUAUAUUCUUUGGCUACGUGUCUUCUGCGGGUCUUGGUUUUCUCCAGUUCUGUAAUCUCAAUAGUUUCAGAACCAAAUUUGUGUUAGGCUUCUCAUUCUUCAUUGGUGUCUCUAUACCGCAAUAUUUCACUGAAUAUUAUCAAGUAAAACAGGAACAUGCAGGUCCUAGAUGGUUCAAUGAUAUUGUGACUGUCAUAUUCGCUUCACACACAAUGGUGGCUGCCUUGGUUGCUUUCAUUUUGGAUUUCACACUCACCCGUGAAGAUGAUGCAGCCCGUGAUGACAAUGGUUUGAAAUGGUGGGAGAAGUUCAGUAUCUAUGGAUCUGAUGUUAGAAGCAAUGAAUUCUAUGGUUUACCAUGCAGACUCAACGAGUUUUUUCCAGCCCUUUAACCAGUCUCUUUGGCGGCGAUGGAUGUUUAUUUUUCACAAUUUAGACCAAUUCAGCAUUUUUGUCAACAAAUUCCCAUGUAGUUUCUAGUGACAAUUUUUUUUCUUUGGCUUCAUUGGAAAAAGGAAAUAAUUUCUUUUUACAUUAUUGUAUAUGUGGAGUUUAACGAAACUCUGCAAUCAAGGCUAGAGAUGAAUCCAAAUAUCAUUUAAGGGUACCAUGCAGGGUAGGGAUAUCCAAAAUUCAAAAAUAGGUUUGUCAUGUAAACCAUUAUAAGGUUGUUUUUUAAA